Acytostelium subglobosum LB1 is the source of this 624-nucleotide messenger RNA. RefSeq lists its product as hypothetical. Gene Ontology annotation, cellular component: cytoplasm; nucleus. The record is from RefSeq and is a predicted model, not a curated record. Gene Ontology annotation, biological process: calcium-mediated signaling. The coding region runs from base 1 to 624 and encodes 207 amino acids. The transcript is spliced from 2 exons. Gene Ontology annotation, molecular function: calcium-dependent protein serine/threonine phosphatase regulator activity. Lineage: Eukaryota; Evosea; Eumycetozoa; Acytosteliales; Acytosteliaceae.
AUGGAUUCAAUAGAGAAGGAUUUGACAAACUUGGUAUUGGAUGGAGAUGAGAGUGUAGAUCAACAUCAGAGAUUGAUGGAGACACUGCGAGAGAAGAAGUUUCAGAUGUUGUUGAGACGUGAUCCAACUCGUGUGGUCAUUCUGGAGAAUAUUGAAAUGGAUACCAGUCAGUCCGUACAGACAAUGAUAGAACAAUACAUUAGAAACGAGUCGAUGCCAAGUCUAGUGCUGGUGCGCUACAUCACAAUGAUGCGAUCGAUGAUCAUGGUAUUUGUACAUCGCGAUGAUGCCAAACUAUGCAAACUACUCCUUGAGCGUCAGCCUCUAAUCGAUCUACAAGAUGUUAUUAUAUACUUUGGAAAGGACCUGAGCGAUGAGUUGAUAAAGAAGCACCAACUACUUCCACCAUUCCCACAGAGACAGUAUUUGAUAUCACCGCCUCUGAGUCCACCUGAGGACUGGGCUGCACCAGGUGAUGGACUGGAGCAGCCUCCACCAGAGCAUCCAGACGAGUCACAUUUCUCUGGAUUCGACCCAAAGAAACUGACCGAGAAGCUACAGGUCAUCUACCAAGACAACACAUCCAAUGGUUUCCCAUCAAUCACACUGGAGUUCUGUACAUAG